ACAAAAAAAGCCCUUUGUGAGAAGGAGAUAUGGAGAACCUCUGCAUCUGGACUUGUGUUUAUAUGACUCUUUGCAUUACAUGCAGUCUGACUCAAGAACAGAGGAAGGAGUAUUUCGACUUGAACAGCAGUGUGAAUUUGACCUGCAUCAGUAAAAACUUGUCAUCGAUUCUGCACAAUAUAUGGAAGAUUCACAUCAAUAAUUUCAAGUGUGUAAUAGCAUCUGCUAUUGAUGAAGAUGAAAAAGAUACUUGUAAGGAUGGAAAAGUACUUCACAGCAUGAAUAAUGGAGAAUCCUACCUUCACAUUCCUCGCUUUACAAAAAAAGAUGAAGGACUUUAUCACUGUGAGACAGUGUACAGAGGGGGACGUCACUCCGCAGAAAUCAAAGUGUACGCUAGAGCCUCCCUAAGCAUAUCCACCAGGCUGGAUGCAGACCACAGGGUCGCUGUGUGUUCAGCCACAGGAGCUCCUCCAGGUGUCUCCAUCUCAUGGAGGACAUCAUGGAACUCAACCGGUAACCAGAACUGCACACCAAACCCAGAUGGCACCUUCGACAUGGAGAGCCGUGUCAGCCUGCCUGAUGGUGUCAAUAAAACUGACCUGGAGUGUAUCGUCACACAUCCUGACUGGAACAAGAACCACACUGAGAUACUUCAUGUUCCUUCUUUGCUCAGAUCGUCCCAGCAUCUCUGGCAGUGGAUAAUAAUAUCUGUGUGCUCUGUCUGCUUUUUAACGGGAGUACUGACUGGACUCUACGUCACAAGGAAGAAUCUCAGUAAAAUAAGGAGCUGUAAAUUCAGCUUUCCCCGCCCUCCACCUCCUCACACUAUGGUAAAGCCACAGGACGUGGAAGAACUGGAACCCUACGCCAGCUAUGUGCAGCGAGUCAACACCAUCUACAACUCCUCUGCUGAGCUCUGCAAUGUGUAGCUCCACUUGGAGAAGCACAAUUGCAGUGGUAUGGAGGAUGGACGAGCGGAGGACGGACGAGCGGAGGACACUCACAAACACUCAGGAAGCCUGAAUCUGAAGUGAGUGGGUCUGCUGUUCCCAGGACUCUCCUCACUUCUGUAGCAUCAUCUUGUUUCAGCCUGAGGUGGAAAACCCUCGCAGUGAGCACAAAGUUGACAUUUCUCUGCUGAAAUCAUUGAAAUGA
Molecule: messenger RNA, 1158 nt
Organism: Scleropages formosus (Asian bonytongue)
Lineage: Eukaryota; Metazoa; Chordata; Actinopteri; Osteoglossiformes; Osteoglossidae
Product: cell surface glycoprotein CD200 receptor 1-A-like
Exons: 6
Coding region: 30-932 (300 amino acids)
Biological process (GO): regulation of neuroinflammatory response
Molecular function (GO): signaling receptor activity
Source: RefSeq, a predicted model, not a curated record